Molecule: messenger RNA, 2838 nt
Organism: Prunus avium (sweet cherry)
Lineage: Eukaryota; Viridiplantae; Streptophyta; Magnoliopsida; Rosales; Rosaceae
Source: RefSeq, a predicted model, not a curated record
ACUCCAUCUGACUUGGAAGUCAUGAAUUGCAAACCUCGAAGAAUUUCAACAAUGGCCAAGAAUGCUUCCUUCAGCUCUGUUUUUUCUCUGUUCUUCUUGUUCUUAGUGCUUGGGAAAUUUUCCGCCAUGGCAGAAAACACAACGAUUCCAGUUAAUGUGGGUGUGGUUAUUGACUCUGAUACAUGGUAUGGGAAGAUGGGGCUGAGCUGCAUCAGCAUGGCUCUCUCUGACUUCUAUGCCUCUCAUUCUAACUACAAGACAAGGCUGGUUCUGCACAAAAGAAACCCUACUUCAGAUGUUGUUGUUACAGCUUCUGCAGCUCUAGACCUAAUAAAGAAUGUUGAGGUGCAAGCCAUCAUAGGUCCAGAAACAUCAAUGCAGGCCAACUUUGUAAUCAGCCUUGGAAACAAAGCCCAAGUUCCCAUAAUCUCAUAUUCAGCAACAAGCCCAUCUCCCACUUCAAUCAGGAGUUCAUACUUUUUCAGAGCUGCACAAAAUGACUCAUCUCAAGUGAAAGCCAUGAGUGCCAUCAUCCAAGCCUUUGGCUGGAGAGAAGUAGUUGCCAUCUAUGUUGACAAUGAGUUUGGGGAGGGAGUCAUACCUUCCCUCUCUGAUGCUCUGCAAGAAGUUGAUGCUCGAAUUGCCUACCGGAGUGUCAUUUCUCCAAAGGCCACUGAUGACCAAAUUGUUGCUGAGCUUUACAAGUUGAAGGAAAUGCAAACUCAGGUCUUCAUUGUGCACAUGUUCGCUGAUCUUGGCUCUCGGCUGUUCGACAAGGCGAAACAGAUUGGCAUGAUGGAUGAAGGGUAUGCUUGGAUAAUGACUGAUGGAAUGACCAACUCCUUUAGUUACAUAAAUUCCUCUGACAUAGAAAAUAUGGAAGGGGUGUUGGGUAUAAAAACUUUUGUCCCAAAUACAAAAGAGCUUGAAAGUUUUAGAGUUAGAUGGAAAAGUAAAUUCCAACAGGACAAUCCAACUGUCCAUGAUGUUAAGUUGGAUGUUUUUGGAUACUGGGCUUAUGAUGCUGCUUGGGCACUGGCCAUGGCAGUUGAGAAAGUUGGGGCUAAAAACUUCAACUUCCAAAAGAUGAAUAGUACAUCUGGUAAUUCCAGUACUGAUCUAGAAAGAUUUGGGGUCUCUCAAAAUGGUCCUCAACUUGUCCAAGCGCUAUCAGGUACCAUUUUCAAAGGCCUUUCAGGAAAUUUCAGUCUUCUUAAUGGCCAACUACAAUCAUCAACAUUUCAGAUAGUUAAUGUGAUUGGCAGUGGGGAAAAAUUGGUUGGAUAUUGGACACCCGAAAAGGGGCUUGAAAGAAAAUUAAAUUUGACAAACACAAGCACAUAUUCUACUUCUAAUGUAAGUCUUGGAUCAAUCAUUUGGCCUGGAGAUACCACCUCUGCUCCAAAGGUAUAUCCUUAUGCAAAGCCUAAUGGUGAGAGCGCUGGCAGUUACAAUGACUUGGUCAAUGAAGUCUUUCUUGGGAACUAUGAUGCUGCAGUGGGAGAUAUAACCAUCAGAGCAGACAGAUCCUUAUAUGUUGACUUUACAUUGCCAUACAAAGAAUCUGGGGUGUCCAUGAUUGUGCCUAUCAAAGACAACAAAAGCAAGAAUGCAUGGGUGUUCUUGAAGCCUUUGACAUGGGAUCUUUGGUUAACAAGCGGUUGUUUUUUCAUAUUCAUUGGUUUUGUAGUCUGGGUUCUUGAACAUCGAAUAAACGAAGACUUUCGUGGACCUCCACAUCACCAAAUCGGGACAAGUUUUUGGUUCUCCUUCUCAACCAUGGUUUUUGCACACAGGGAGCGAGUUGUGAGCAACUUGGCUAGGUUUGUGGUGAUCAUAUGGUGCUUUGUUGUCCUGAUACUGACUCAAAGUUACACUGCAAGUUUGACCUCUCUUUUAACAGUUCAACAGCUCCAACCAACUGUUACUGAUGUAAACUUGCUCCUCAAAUAUAAGGACAAUGUUGCCUAUCAACCAGAUUCUUUUGUUUAUGGGAUUUUGAAAGAUCUAGGAUUUCAGGAUGAAAAUCUUAAGCCCUUUAAAACCCCAGAAGAGUUGAACCAACUUUUUCAAAAUGGGAGUAGAAAAAAUGGCAUUUCUGCAGCGUUUGAUGAAACACCCUACAUGAAACUGUUUCUUGCAACAUAUUGCUCCAAAUACACCAUGGUUGAUCCAACAUUUAAAGCCGAUGGUUUUGCUUUUGUCUUCCCAAAAGGCUCCCCUCUUGCUCACGAUGUUUCGAGGGGAAUCUUAAAUGUGAACGAGGGAAACCAAGUGAAAGCCAUGAGUGCCAUCAUCCAAGCCUUUGGCUGGAGAGAAGUAGUUGCCAUCUAUGUUGACAAUGAGUUUGGGGAGGGAGUCAUACCUUCCCUCUCUGAUGCUCUGCAAGAAGUUGAUGCUCGAAUUGCCUACCGGAGUGUCAUUUCUCCAAAGGCCACUGAUGACCAAAUUGUUGCUGAGCUUUACAAGUUGAAGGAAAUGCAAACUCAGGUCUUCAUUGUGCACAUGUUCGCUGAUCUUGGCUCUCGGCUGUUCGACAAGGCGAAACAGAUUGGCAUGAUGGAUGAAGGAAUUUACGACAACAAGGACCUCAAGUCGUUUACUUUUAAGAAGAGAGAACUUGAGGUUAACACCAACUUCACCCCAAGCCCAUCAGUCUAUUCAGACCAUACUGAAGCACGCAAUGUGUUUGAGGAACAGAUGGGAACACCUUCAUCUGCUGAUCUUGAGCAUGCUGGUUUCAGUCCUGGAGCAUCAACCAGCAGAUCAGAGAUGGAAUCAGCCAUUGAGAUUACUGAGAGACCAAGAACUCAUGAGAUUGCCCCAGGAAGCAACUGA